Molecule: messenger RNA, 634 nt
Organism: Rubroshorea leprosula
Lineage: Eukaryota; Viridiplantae; Streptophyta; Magnoliopsida; Malvales; Dipterocarpaceae
Source: the annotation of a GenBank genome assembly
CUAAAAAGGGAGUUAUCUUUCUCUCUCAACUUUGAUGGCCAUGGAUAUCCCACAACAGUUCAACCAAUACAUGCAACAGAUUUCCAUAAAAAUCGUAGCUUCAGUGAUUAUUGGGUUGUUAGGGCAUGCAGCCCCUCGUAUUGUGGAUGUUUUGACCUACUUUUGGCCUCUUUUGGCUUCGACUGCAGUAUUAUUGUUGGAGCUGUGGUGUUCAAGCUGCAAAAGUAGCAGUAAAUGAAAAUGAAAGCUGCACAAAAUGGCAGCAAAGUGCAGAAAGCUAAGCUGCGCAGAGGCUGCAGAGCUGCCAAGGGACCAAGCAUGCUGUAGAGCUGCCAAAGGACGCAGCAAUCUUAUGCUCUGUUUUUCAUCUUCCUCUCGGUUCUCUCCAUUUCUUUGUUUUAAAAAAGAACAACAAUUAUUGGUGGAGAUGGUUGGCUUUGGUGGUCUCUCACAGCUUGCAACUGAAGGCCACGGUGAAAAGGUCGGUGAGGGACUUCUGAUGGACUAUGUUGCACCUUCCCGGACAGAGCACAUCACAGAGCUUCAGUAGCCAAGAUUGGGUUGUAUUUUUCUUACUCAUCUUUCAAAAACAUGAAAGUUAAUCCUGAAUAUAUAAUAAUAGUAAUUGCAGGGA